Messenger RNA from Polypterus senegalus (gray bichir), 379 nucleotides. Its product is annotated as interferon-induced transmembrane protein 1-like. Lineage: Eukaryota; Metazoa; Chordata; Cladistia; Polypteriformes; Polypteridae. Gene Ontology annotation, cellular component: plasma membrane. The transcript has 2 exons. The record is from RefSeq and is a predicted model, not a curated record. The coding region runs from base 57 to 323 and encodes 88 amino acids.
GAGAGAGAGAGAGAGAGAGAGAGAGAGAGAGAGAGAGAGUGCGUUUUUGCCCUGCAAUGGACUGGCGCUCUGCCUUGUAUCUGAUGCUGGCUGAGUUCCAGCUCUCCCAUGACCCUGUGCUGGAUAAUUUGUCGAGGGAUCGCAAAGUAGUCGGCGACUUGGAGGGAGCACGAUACUACGGAUCAAGAGCUCGCUGCUUCAAUGUCGCAGCUUUAGCUGUGAGCCUCUUGUUUUUCCUGAUCUUCCUCAUUCUCGUCAUUUUCUCUGUCUCUGUGAUUUCCGGCAAGAGCUUCAGCCUGGAACUCGGCAGUCCGCAGAAUUAGAUCAAGGGGUGGGGGUCGAUUUGUUCUUAACUCAAUUUUACUUUUUGUAAAAAUUG